This is a messenger RNA of Selaginella moellendorffii, 834 nucleotides long. RefSeq names its product pentatricopeptide repeat-containing protein At4g21065. The transcript has a single exon. Gene Ontology annotation, biological process: RNA modification. Gene Ontology annotation, molecular function: RNA binding; protein binding. The record is from RefSeq and is a predicted model, not a curated record. Lineage: Eukaryota; Viridiplantae; Streptophyta; Lycopodiopsida; Selaginellales; Selaginellaceae. The coding region runs from base 1 to 834 and encodes 277 amino acids.
AUGUACGCCCGAUGCGGCUGCCUGCUGGAGGCCGCAGCAGUCUUUAACAAGCUGACGCCCAAAGACGUGGUGUCAUGGAACGCCAUGCUCACUGCCACUGUCGAGGCUGGGGAGGCGGAGGAAGCACUCCGGCUUCACCAGCGGAUGAGAGCUGAGGGAGUGAUGCCGGAUGCGGCUACAUUUGCUGUGGUUGUAGCAGCGUGCAGCGCGCUCAAGGACGAGGCCACGUCGAGGGCCGUGCACACCGAGGUAGCUGCUCGCGGCCUCGACGGCCACCCCGUGUCCGGCACUGCUCUCGUGUGCAUGUAUGCCAAAUGCGGGCGCUUGGAUGACGCCACCACGGUGUUUGAAAGGAUGCAGCGGCACUCGGUGCUGGCUGUGGCCGCCUGGAACUCCAUCCUCGCUGCUCUUGCAAAACACGGGCACGGCGCCACGGCCGUGGAGUUUUUCAGAGUGAUGACAAUGGCGUAUGUACAACCGGAUGGGAUCACCAUCACUGUUAUGUUGCACGCUUGCAGCCACUCAGGCUUGCUUGCGACCGGCCUCGACUACUUCUUGUCUAUGUUGCAUGACUUUGGAUUGGCACCCACUGCCGAGCAUUACGCAUGCUUGAUAGAUCUCCUAGGACGAGCAGGAGUGGGAGCCGAGGCGGAAGAAGUCAUUCGUGGCAUGCCGUUUGCGCCCGACAAUGUUGCGUGGAAAACCCUCCUGGCUUCCUGUCAAACAUCCAAGGAUGCGGGCCGGGGAUCUAGAGCCGCUAUGCAACUUAUUCGCAUGGACCCAUUGCUCCAUGACUCGUCCUACGUGCUUCUAUCUAACAUUCUCCCCGUGUAA